Pocillopora meandrina is the source of this 18570-nucleotide messenger RNA. The record is from the annotation of a GenBank genome assembly. NCBI's taxonomy places the organism in Eukaryota, Metazoa, Cnidaria, Anthozoa, Scleractinia, Pocilloporidae.
CACAUUAUUACGAAUUUGCAAGUUUUCUGGAGCUUGUAUCGGAUAAGUAAUUUUAAUUUUCGCCAGUAAGAUGGCGAAGAAAAAUUUUUGGUUCAAUAGCUUUAUAUGGCUUGUGUUUGUAAGUAUCCUUUAUGGUUCUUCUUUGAAAAAGAUUAUGUUGGUUGCCAUUUUUUCUCUUAAAGUGCUAGUUACAGUAAAUCGCUAAUAGCUAAUCAUUUUCAAUUAUCUAUGAAUCUAACCUUGCAACAUUGUAUUAAUUUAACUGGAUAGGUCGUGGGUCUCUCCAAGCAAGCCAAGAAGAAAAUUGACAAAAGCUCCAUCAUAGAAAUAAAUGAUAUUAAGCCAUUCAAGAAAUUACAAAGGACCCAUACCAAUUUGCUUGUUUUAUUUGCUCAAAGCGGUAGGUACUUUACCGAGGAUUCUGUGCGAUGCACUGAUUGUAGGAAUGCACAGGAAAAAAAUCAGCUAGUGUUGAUUUAUUGCUUUUUUACUCGUGCUAAGGAAAUAAUGUGCUUGAAAAUUUCACUAUGGGAACUAUAUCCUACAAUUACAAAAUUUCGUCACUCAGUUACCACGAUUCAGUGUGAACAGCUGAUAGUAAUGUUUUCUUUUGAAAUGUUGCUAUUAUUUCUGUUUUCGAAUUCAACUGCUUGGAAAGCGAGAUGCAUCAACCUGAUACUCUUAACUAAAUAUUGAUAAGACCUGAUUGCGUGUGCUCUCGCUCCCAUACUAUUAUGUGUUUACAAUUCCUUCCCUUUUUCAAUAUUUGGUGCAUUUUCAGCUCCGAAUAUUAUAACCCUGGAAACCAAAAAAUCUCACAGAACAGGUUAUUGAAAAAUUAUGCUUUGCUGUGACAAAAGAUAAAAUAUUUUGCAGAACGUGAUGCGUCAAGUAGAUUUGAAGUCUUGGCACGAGUUGCAGAAGAAAUUAAAGGCAGGGGGACUGUUGCAUACAUAAAUUGUGGGUGAGUAUUAAUUGGUCAGCAGGAGGCUGUAUUAUUUAAAUAUUUUAAUCAACGUGAAUUGAUUUAAAUUAGGAGGACUUAACUGUAUUUUUUUUGAGUUACUCUUUAUUCUUGCUUUUUAUUUGCAUUCUUAUAAAACGUUGGGGCUAAGGUUUGUUCUUAGAAAUCUGUUCUCAAUUUAUUUUCACAGUUUCACCAGCUUUGAUAGACUUCCCCUGAUCAUGGAGAGAAUAAGAUUAAAUGAACAAUGAUAAAAAGCCCUAUUACCCAGAUGGCAAUCAACCUCUUAACUCCCAAAAGUGAUUAAUAUGUAAUCUCUCCCAGUAAUAUCUGUAUACUAUCCAGCAACAGGUUAUGGGAAUACUCAAAAUUUUCAGUUAGAAGCUGUUAUCUUGAUCUAAUACCAAAUUCACAUACCAGUAACUAAUUACAAGGAAAUGUGUAGCAGCUACAGGGGAGAAUGAAUGCUAAGAUCUUGGGAGUUUUUAAGGGGUUGAUUGAAAUUGGUAGAGGGUGUACUUAAUUUUAUAUUUAUUCUGCCCAAGAUUAUCGUCAUGAGCUGCUCCUCUAUACCUUUCCUAUCGCCCUUUCAUAUUAUUUCAGAAUGAAAAGCAAUAGUUUUAAGAAGGAUACCGUUAGACUGAGAUAAUUUUCUCUCCACAGGGGGAGCUAAUCAAUUAUCAUAAUUGUAUUUUUACAGAGAAAGCAAAGAUACAAAAAAAAUGUGCAAGAAGCUCAGAGUUUCUCCUCAACCUGUGAUGUUAAAACAUUACAAGUGAGUUCAACCACCUUAUUGUUUCGUUACUCAUCCUGCUGCUUGCUUUGCACUCAAAUUACAUCUUUCCUUUACUUCCUGUUAGAAUUUUGCAAUUAUCCACCCUUCCCUUUCACUGACUCCUGUCUCCUUUUAUACUCUGCUUUCCUCCAAGGCUUGCCACUUUUCCACUAUUUUACAAACCAUACCCCUCUUCUUUUCCACUUUAUUUGAUGUUACACUCCCCUCCCCCCACUCUCUUCAUCUCUUAUUCACCCUACCUCCCUACUGACAUCAUCUUCCCACAUACUCACCUCCCCCCACUCUCUUCAUCUCUUAUUCACCCUACCUCCCUACUGACAUCAUCUUCCCACAUACUCACCUCCUAAACCUUUUUCUCGUGCUUCUUUGUUCAUGUACUUACCCACCCCCCCUUCCCAUGUCUUAUUGACUAACUCCUUCUCCCCCUGGAUCCAAAGCAUUCUACUGAUCUUCCACACCCUCAACUGGUGUUAUAUAUAACUCAGUCCAUUUAGCCAUAAUAAAUUUUUUGAAGUAAUCCCAUUCUCACUUUGUCAGGAUGUCUUUGAUAACUUUGCUUUUACAUCAGGUACCCAAUGAUUAUUCUAAGCUAAAGCACAAUUUGUGUUCACUUCUCCAUCUGGAAUUCAUCCUAUCCUCUCAUCACCUUCUCACCCUGUCCAACUUUGUUACCUCAAAUCCAUACCACCCCAACCAGCCUAUUUUAGUGGAGCUUGCAGAGCUUAGCCCCAUAAUUAUACAAAAUAGUAGUAACCCAUCAAGCCGAAAAUAUUUGGAUGUAUGACCGUAUCACCAUACGAUUGUACAAGGUACUACUUUUAACAUGUGUGGUCAAAUGUACCACAGGCAUGCCAAUGCUACGGCUUUGUUUAGUAGUCCAGUGGUCAGUGCACUGGGCUCUGAGUCAGAUGAUCCAGGUUCUAGUCCUAGCCAGGGCAAGGCAUUGUGCCCUUGAGACAUGCGGGAAAAAAAAUGCAAGGUCCACUUUUAGGCUUGGCUAAAUCUAUAUUUUAUAUUACUUGGAACACAUUCCUUCUGUUCUUCCUUUAUCUUCAUUUCUUCUAUCAUUAUGUUUCCAACACUCUUGGUGUUGCAUGGACAGGUGUACUAUUUAAUUUUUUUUUAAUAUUAAUAUAAGUUAAAUGUUUCUCUUUUCACAGAGAUGGGGAUUUUAACAAAGAUUAUGAUAGGAAGAACACAGUUAAGGUGAGUGAAAUCAUUGAUUUGAUCAUGGUAUUGUUUUAUGUUGUUUUUGUACUUUUAGUAGAAAAGUUAAUAAGAAGCAACUCUCAUUUUUAAUCUUAUAAUUAUUGCAACAUUUACCCAAUUUUUUAAAUUUUCUGCAGUCAAUGUUAAACUUUAUGAAUGAUCCUACGGGAGAAAUGCCUUGGGAAGAAGAAGAAGGCACAGAGGAUGUACGACAUGUCCACACAAGUAGCGUAAGUUGUGUAGUAUAAAAACUUUUGAAAAUCCUUGGAGUUACAGAUACUUGAUGUUAAGUGAUCAGGGCAGGAAAAUUGAUUUCCAUGAAAAAAUCUUUUUUUCUGUUUUUCAGGAAUUUGUCAAACUGACAACAAAAGAGAAGAAACCAAUCAUGGUCAUGUUCUAUGCUCCAUGUGAGUCAAAUUUUUGUAAAUUUUUGCCAAAAUCUGUAAUGAUCUGUGGUUGCUCACCCUUUCUGUUCCUUGCUGAUCCCUGCUGACCCUUGUUUUCCCUUGCUAACCCCAUCUCACACCUACUGACCCAUGCUGGCCCCUGCUUACCCUUGUUUACCCCUGCUUGCUCUUGCUCAGCCCUGUUCGCCCCAGCUCACCCCUGCUGACUUCUGUUCACCCCUGCUUGCUUCUGCUUACCCCUGCUCACCUCUGCUCACCCCUGCUCACCCCUGCUCACCCCUGCUCACCCCUGCUCACCCUUGCUCACCCUGCUCACCCCUGCUCACCCCUGCUCACCCCUGCUCACCCCUGCUCACCCCUGCUUACUCUUGCUUACCCUUGUUCAUCCCUGCUCAUUCCUGUGUGCCCUUCCUCAACACUGCUUGCUCUUGCUGGCCCAUGCUUGUUUGCGUUAUUGUGACUUCAUUGUAUCUCAUUAUUUGAAUUUCAGGGUGUGGUUAUUGUAAAAAGUUAAAACCUGACUAUGCUGUAGCAGCCACUGAACUUAAAGGAGAAGCUGUGAGUUUUUUUUCAAACAAAUUCAUGACAUAUUGGGUGGUGAACAUGUUAAUGGGAUUGGUUGUUGAAACACCAAUUACCACUGAGAAAACUCCUUCUCAGGAUGACUCUCACUUGGAUGAUCAGGCCACACAGUCAAUCAAUCAUUGUCAUCAACAAUAACCUUUUUUAGGACUACACUUUCGUAGACAUUCAGACUUCAUAGAUAGAUAGAUACAUUCUUUAUCAGGUACAGAAUUCUUAAAUUUAACACGUAGUUAUAAUGAAGCAGUGCAUCAAUAAUUAAAUUUGUAAAAAAUUAGAAUGGGACAAAGUAAAAUAUUGAUAUUGAUUGUAAGCAGUUCAGUAUAUAAAUUAUAACAUUGACAGAAAUUAUGCAAAUAAAGUUAUUUAGGCCUAGACUUAAGAAAUUUUCUCCUAUCAAAUAUUCACCAGUAGAAAAUUACUUAUAUAAGUGACCUAAAUCCUUUUAUUGUAAUACUGAGACUGUUGCGUAGUUAAGACACCAUAUAGGAAAAGGACCUGUGGCCAGAUUUUGAAUUCAUUUUGACCAUGUGCAGAUUACAUGACCAACUGUUACUCCUUGGUUCAUGAAAGUUCCAUGUCCAUGUCCAUGUAAUUCGGUAGUCAUACCAAUUUUUUAUUCCAACAGAUAAUGGCUGGAAUGGAUGUAGAUACAUAUGACGCAUAUCAAAUCAGAGAAAAAUUCAAUAUCACAGGAUUUCCAACUUUGAUAUAUUUUGAGUAAGGCCCAAUUAUAUGUUGAUUUCACAUUUUUUUGCAACUGACAUCUAUAGACCAGCAUCUAAUUUCUCCUCAUAAUGUCCCCCUUGAAUCACUCAUUAAAGGUUACAAGAAUGAAGGGAAUGAUAACCAACUAAAGAAGCUCUAAAAUUUUUAUACAAAUUCUCCUUGUCAGCAACUCAGGAAAUAUAGAGAGAACAGUAUAGAGAAUAUGGAUUCUGAUGUUGAGGUGUAAAGGGUUAAUUGAUGGUUGAACUGAAGAGUUCGAUUGAAGAUGCAGCUUUCUUAAACUCUCUAAGAAUGCCUUGAACUGUUUUUGAGUUCGUUGGGUUCUGCUGUCAGUAUGUGUGUAUUUAUGAAAAUCUUAUUAUUUAUUUGUAACCAUUCUUAUGAGUAUUUCAAGAGGAAUCAAUAGUUGUCUAUUUCUUUAUGUAUUUACACAGUUUAAUAUUUUGAUUAAUCUGUCUGAAUAUUAACCUUAAAAAGAUUUGGCGAAGAUUUUAAUUUCAGUUGUCAUUGAAUCAAUGUCUGUCAUAAACUUGAUCUUCUCAGAAAUGGUGAGGAAAAAUAUCGUUAUCAAGGAAAACAUGAUAAAGAUUCUCUUGUAGAGUGGAUGAGAAAGUAAGUCUUAUUUUUUACAUCUGGAGUUACUAAUGAAUUAAUGCAACCAUUCCUGUCCUGAUCCUAUAUUAGACAGUAGUGUAAUGAUUUUAGACUUGUGUCCAAGUUAAGACACUAGUUUUGGAUUUUAGAUCUUGUGUUGGAUUUUAGGCACCAGUGUCUGAUUUUGGGCUCUGGCUAAACACUAGAUGCUUGUGUCCAAUUUUAGAUGCUAGUGCCUGAUUUUAACACUUAUGUCUAGUUUUAGACAAUAGUGUCUGGGGUUAGACUCUAACGUAUGGUUUUAGCCACUAACUAGUGUCUGCUUUCUCAAUAUCUUUGUCCAAUUUUAGACACCUUUGUCUGACUUAGGACAUAGUGUCCAUUUUAGAUACUGGUGUCUGAUUUUAGUCGUUAGUGUUGAAUUUUAGACAAAUUUUCCUGGUACUGUGUGUAUACAGUGGACUGUAAACAUUUUUUGAGAAGACUUUUGAAGUUGUCUUUUAACUCGACUUUGACUUUAUGUAUGACAGACCAACACUAAAUGUAUUCUUGUUGAUCCAAUAUCAUAUUAUCCAAACUAAAAUCAUAAGAAAUGUCUAGCAGACAGUAAGGAGAAUCACUAAUGAGAACAUGGGAGUGAAAUGGUUGAAAAGAUAUACAAUAUUAAUCACUACAUGACUCUCCUUACUAUGCAUGUAAUAUUCAAGAGUGAUUGUGACUUGUUAAUGUUAGACCUAUCUACAAUGUUGUUUUAUUUUAGCCCUGCUCCUUCAACACCACCUGCUAAGGAAGAGGAGUGGAGUGACAUUCCUAGUGAUGUUGUCCAUCUCAAAGAUGACACAUUUGAUGAUUUUAUUGCAAACAAUCCAUCUGUUCUUGUCAUGUUUUAUGCUCCUUGUAAGUAUAAUUUUUUUUUUUAUUUGUACUUGCCUGGCCUUGUAGGAACUCAAAAGUCAAAAUCUCUUACUUGUCUUUUUAGUGUUUCUUGCUAUCACUUUGUGAUAAAUUGAUUUUUCUUAAAAAAAAAAAAAAGCAAUUCAGAGUGAAUGGGUAACAUACAUAAAUGUUGUGUCAGGCCCACAAAGGUCUUCUCUAGGAAGACAAGAUCAUGGAACAACGGUUAUGGACAGUUUCAUGAGCAUCCUUUUAUGUAUUGAUUCUUGGCCUUUCAGGGUGUGGUCACUGCAAAGCUAUGAAGCCUGAAUACACAGAUGCAGCCAAAACAAUGAAGGAGGAGGAGGUACUUUUAGUGAAAAUAUUUGACGGUGUGCAAUAAAUUUGAUUUUGAGUGAGUGGUGUAAAACCAACUAUUCUUACUGUAUAUCCCUAAUGAUAAUUCUAAAUUUCUUACUUGUGUGCUGAAGGCUGACUGGUAACAAUGAUUUUAGGUUCCUGGUGUGAUAGCAGCAGUAGAUGCAACAAUGGAAACAGCAGUUGGCAAAAGAUUCAAAAUUGAGGGCUAUCCAACAGGUAACUGAGUUGAUCAACAACCUCUUAGUGACUUUCUGAGCCAAGACUUGUUCACCCCUCUUGUUUGCAAGUGUUGAUUCUGCCUCUGUGUUUCAGUGUGCUCAUGCUGUCUUACCAAGAUAAAAAAACCUGUUCUUAUUGGAAAGUUUUGCAAAUGGAUCUGAUACUGGCUUGGCCCGUGUCUUGCACUGGUGUUUUCCCAUCUAGAGUUGGAGGUUUUGAAGAAACAAUGAUCAUUUGCAAAGGCUUUCUUUUCCUUGAAUUGGCUUCCACAUAUUUUUGCUUAUGUAAAGUUAAAAUGUGAUAUUCAAACUUUCAAUCCACAGGUAUGAGAGUUGACCUGUCCAUCCACAAAUAAUGUUUUUCCUAGCAAAUAGUUUCUGCCCAGGCCACCUCUUUGCUACUGUGGCAGAGGGAUCCUGUUGAAAUGGAAGUUUCAGUUGUGCUCCCCUGACAUUGAAUGCAACCAUGAUUUUCCUUUGACUGAAUGAAACUGUCAAGUGACCACCUGAUUUCAUCUCAAGGACUUUUUGAUCAAAUGUAUUAGUGCCUAUGUAGACCCUGUGCUGAUUGGUUUGUGUUACUUGCUUAUCACUUACCUGCUUUCUUUUUCUCAUCUGUUUUCAGUGAAAUAUUUCAAGUAAGUGAAAGGUUUUACAUUUGUGUUUGGGUUGAGACUUGUAGAGUUAACUGCCUUGUUUGGUUUGGGAAAAAUUGACAUAAAAUGUGUGAAUUUUUUUAUUAUCAGAGAUGGUGAAUUUGCUUUUGAUGUGAACGAGAGAACGGCUGACAAGAUUGUGGCAUUUAUGAAAGAGUAAGUGCAUAUUGUGUGUUUAAUCUUUGUAUACAAAGUAAAUUGAUACUGACAGAGGUUUUUUUGUUUUAUCCAGUCCAAAAGAACCACCCCCACCCCCUCCCCCAGAGAAAGAUUGGAGUGAAGUGGAGAGUGAGGUUGAACACCUGACAGAUGACACUUUCAAAGGAUUCCUGAAGAAAAAGAAACAUGUCUUGGUCAUGUUUUAUGCACCAUGUAAGUUGAAUAUCAGAGAGAGUAACAACGAUCUCCUUUCAUGGGAUCUUGAUCCAGAGAGUUCAGUGCUGAGAUGUAAGGAGAGUGGUGACAAAAGGGAGAAACCCAUCCAAAACAGGGAACUAAAUUAAACAUGAGGUGGAAAUAGAAAUUUAAACAUCUGACCCUUUGGAUCAUCACUUGGUUUCUCUAACACUGAGCUACAGUCUGAGCUACAUCUUAUAUUUGAUAUAUGAUAGCUGUUUUUCUCUUAAUUUUAUUUUUUGCAUUUGUUGAUGUGACAUAUUGGAAAAAGUUUUCUUGUAUCCAUUUUAGGGUGUGGUCACUGCAAGAAAGCUAAACCAGAAUUUAUGGAAGCUGCUAAACAUGAUGUGGAAAACUCUAAGGUUAGACAACUUUAUCCAGUGGUUGUUUCGUAAAUACGAAGUCGUGUCUCAUGUGCUAGUUAAUCAACUGUCACAGAAAUGCUUUUUACAUUUUUGAUGCUUUUCUUAUAGAUAGGCUCAUUCUUUCUCAUGAUAGACUCUUUGAUGGUUGAAGAAUAAGUUUUAACUUUGCAAAAUUCUUAAGACACUUAAGUCUCAUUAUUUAAACAAAGUUUAGCCGUUGUUUAACAAAACCGCGUCCUAAAUAGUUCCCUACUUAGCUGAACGUGUUAUCUGAACAUUUAUUUUUGUGAAGAGCGCCGAGAGGGCCGAAAGCUAACAAUUGAAGCGCAUUUAUUUCAUGAAAUCAACAUUCUUAUAGAGAAAGCCUAAGGCCCACUGAUUGCGUAAAAACCGUGGCUUGGGCUAUACCUCGUGUAAAUAAACCGGCCCUUAAGUUUUAGUUCAGUCAAGAGUUAUCUGAGAUCAGAUCCAUCAAUUACCGGUAUCUCUGCUAUUCAGAAAUGAUUUGACACUCGAGAGGGCAGCUGAAAUGGACCUUUGAGGAGGAUUGGAAAGUGUAGUAAACGAAGAUAAAUACCUUUAGUAAUAAGUGUGUCUUAAAAGUUGCUUGAAUCACCAAAACUUCUUGACUCUUUUGUUAGGUUGCAUACGCUGCAGUUGAUUGUACAGUCCACAGAUCUGUGUGUAACCAGUUUGACGUGCAGGGGUGUGUACUUCUUCGUUGUUCCCUGACUAUGUAUGAGAGCAAGGCUAUAAAAGUUUUGAAAUUCCAACGCUGAAAAUAUCAGGAAACGAAACAGAAUGCGCCCAGAUUCGCACUUCUAUUCCUUAGAUAUAGAUAGGGCUUCAGUGGCUCGUACCUUUAUCAGGAAUUUCGAGAAACGGGCCCCGGAAAUGUAUUGAUAAUUGUAAAAGUUAAGAUAGGUUAUCAAAAAACUGCGGCAAACGUAUCCGCAUGCGUCAACUUCUGGCAAAAUGACGUAAUGACCGGAAGCUCAAUUUUUUACUCAUGCGCAGUGCGUUUUACCGCGGUGUUGGUUAUCAAAUAUUUUUCAGAUACCCUACCUUCCGCUACUUCAACUACGGCAAGAAGGACUUCAAGUACAUCGGAGGACGGGUGGCCAAGGACUUUAUCCAGUUCAUGGAGAAUCCUCGUGAAGGUCCCCCACCGCCACCCUCUGAACCAGAGUGGAAGGAUAUGCCAAGUCACGUCACCCACUUAACUGACAAUACUUUUGAGGAAUUUGUGACGACACACCAUUCGGUUCUUGUCAUGUUCUAUGCACCUUGUAAGUAUGUUUGUGUCUUGCUCGAUUUCUUGGACAUGAAAAUCAUGUAACUGGGAACUUUUUCCUUUAGUUUUUUGCUUUACCUUAGUAAAGGGGAUGUUUCAGCUUUAUAUUAUGAAUCAACCCAUUGGCACAAACCUGUCCUAACUUAUACUAUUUGUGAUGUAAGUCCUGUGACAGAAGGCGAUUCAAGAUUUUUUUACUUUAGUUGAGAAUUUUUUUUUUCUUUGUUCAGUUGAGAUUCUUCUUUGAGACUAGAAUUGUUCUGUAAUUGAGAGUCAGACAUUUUCGACCGUGAAAAAGAGUUGACUCGAAUUGGACAUCUUAUGAAGAAGAAUCACUGGGAGCCGCUCUUGAUUACUCUGGCUCUCGAUGUGUUUUUGUUGAUUUAGUUUAAUCGGCAUCUCGUUACACACUGUCCAACCUUUAAUGACGACCAUCUCUCCAAACAACUCCGUAACACCCGGGUUACUUCAUCAGAUAGUUUUUUUCUCAGGGCGGCCGAUGGCUAAACAGGUAGGCCAGGUUAAGGUAGGCCAGGCUAUUGAAGUUUCUUUCCUCUCGUUCGAUAAUUUCAGGGUGUGGUCACUGCAAAGCAAUGAAGCCUGCUUACAUGGAAGCCGCUGAAGAGUUGCACAGUAAAAAUGUGAGUCGCAAAAUUACAGAGAAAGCUAACUGAUGAUUCAUUGUGGCUCAUCAACACUUCUCUUCGUUGUUCAACGUUUCUUAAUACAACUAGGAAUAUUGUAGAGAGAGAACAUGCUUUGCAUCAUCGGUGGGUGAGUGAAACGGCAAAUUGUAGUUGACUGUCAGCGUGAAAAUCAAGGAGAUGUUAACCAUUUUCAAUGAGAAUAAGACUCCCAAGAGAUAUCGGAACACAGUCGAUAGCACUUUUGCGAUUGGAAGCUCUCCCAAAAGACCUUCAAGAACUUGUAUACGAACAUGGUUAGACAUUCUGGAUUUAUAUAUCACAAUGCUGAUAUAUAGACAAGUAUUUCAUUUAUCUUUGGAUGCAAUGUCCAGCCUCCUUCGCCCUCCCUACAAUGUCACAAGCUGUAAUAUAAUUUCAUUUCAUGCCUCCGGGUAGAGAGGCGCUGGAGUUGUUAAAGAUAUUUUCAAAAAUUAAAAUACGGUUUCGAUGUGGGACGGUUGCACUUGUGAAUUGUGAAAUCUUUGUUUUUGGGAGGUAGCACAGGGAGCAGUAUACAACUAUAUUUAUGUUACUAGGUCGUUCUUGAUGACCAGUUACUACUUACAUUUAUUCAGAAUAUUUGUCGUUCUUCUGGUAAUCUUAACAGGCUCGCAGUGUUUUGGCCGCUGUAGAUUGUACCAAAGAGAAAUCGUUGGCACAAAAGUAUGACAUUGAUGGAUUUCCUACAGGUGAGCUCAAACAAAUAUCAAUUUAUGUAAAAAAAAAAAUAAUAAUUCCUUAAUUGCUCCUACACAGGAUUGAAAUGUACGAAAAAGCUUUUUGAAUGACUUACCUAAUCAUUUCGCUUAGCUGACGUAGGCUAAGAUAAGGAAACACACAUUGUAACAAUAUUUAAUAGAUGUAUUGAAAUAAUUGAAAGUUAUUUAAUAAUUUUAUUGAUUCUCUUCUAACCUUUUAAUUAUUUUUUUUUUUUUUUUUGCAUGUGACUGGAAAACUCAAAACAACAGUCAAGUACUUCAGGUGAGUCUAACUGUUUCCCGAAAUAUCAUGAUCUGGAUCUUUUUUACUGUGGAUGUAAAGAGAGUGCCUGCUGUCUGAUUUUCCUUUGAUACAAGGCAAGGGGCAAAGGUUAGCGACGAGCCCAGGACGAGGAGAGUUUGGGACGAGCAAGAAUUGGCACGACCUAAUCUCUCCUCUUCCGUACCACCUGUUGAGUUAUCGUUUGGAGAAAAUCUUUGAUCAAUGGGUCGUGUUAAAGAAGUUUGAUCUCACUUACUGAGUCCACGUAGUUUCAUGAAUUAUUUUGACGAGCUUGCAGUGAUAAGUGCAUUAUUUUGCUUGCAUUGCUACAGGAAGGGUGAGUUUGCUUCUGAAUACAGGAAGGCAAGGACAAAGGAAGACUUGGUGGACUUCAUGUUGAUGUAAGUUGAAAAUUCCGUAUAAAUUCGUUUGGUCCUGUCACGCCAACGCUUCUGGGGGAAAGAACACGUUGUGUGACACGCUAGGUCUCUUCUGAGGAGAGGGGGGGGGGGAAUAACGCGAUGCGUGACAAGCUCUCAUCCCAGGGAUAAAACAUAAAAAAUGUUGCGUUAUCGGAUCAAACAACGGCUAGCCUGAAAUCUAGAUAAUUGUAUUCUAGAUGAAAAUAUUUUUUGUACUAUAUCAUGCAAUGGGUAAUAUUUUCUCUACACGAACACUCAAGCUUUCUUUUAUUUUUCGUGUUGUAGGUCCGAGGCCUCAGCACCUGCAGACGCCAAAACAGCCAAACCUGAAAAACCAGUUGAACCAGCUUGGAGUGACGAGGAUACAGACGUGGUCCAUUUAACAGCCAGCACAUUUCAGGAGUUUAUUAAGUCACACAGUUCAGCCCUUGUCAUGUUUUAUGCUCCCUGUAAGUUCUAAUAAAAAGCACUUUUUGUUGUCUAUUUGUUUCGUUUGCGAUAUGUCCUUUCUUUUUUAUGUCGCAAUUCUUAAAUCUGUCUCAUUCGCUUUAAUUUAUUGGUUUGUAAUACCUUAUUAUGUGGUUUUGGCUGUUCUGUCUUUCAUUUGAUGUUAUUGUAAGAUUUCUUUUCUGAUUUUGUUGUUUUCUACUUAUUUAGGGUGUCCACAUUGCAAAAAGAUAAAACCCGAGUUUUCUGAGGUGGCCAAAGAAGUCAACACCGAGAACAAGGUAAUCAAGUAUUCUUUCAUGUCAACGAGAGUUGCGCAACUUCCUCAGAACCUAGCUCCAAUGAAACGAAUGAAGACUUCUUCUACUUGUGCUUCCCAAAAAAGUUUUUGCUUUACUCGGUCCCUUUUGUCAGUUGGAAACAAACACAAAUUUUGCAGUAUCUUUCCAUGCUUUAAAUCAGAAUCACAUUUUUAUCCUUGAAAGCAAAGCCAGAUUUUGGGAAAAAUCAAGAACAAAAAGAAAUACGCUUGAUCUCUUUAUCUCUAUAAUUGAGUGAAUCUUGGCUGGUUUUUUUUUGUUUAUUUUUUAUUUUAUUUUAUUUUUUUUUUUUUGGGGGGGGGGGUGUUUCGACGCAAAUUCUCAUUUUCCACGAUUUUGCUUUUCAGGUCCCUGGUGCCCUGGGUGCGGUGGAUUGUACUGUGGAUGGUGAUCUUUGUACUGAACAGGAAGUCAAGCGUUAUCCCACACGUGAGUCUUUUACUUCCCGUCAUAUUCCAGUAACACGUGUCUUUGAAACGGUGCCAAAUGUUAUCUCCUUUUCACACGCACUCACCAACUCACGUUUAUACGUUCACAGGCCUAAUACUCUUUUUUAGAACGACCUUCACCCAGACAAUGACGCUUGACGAUACAGUAACUUUGAAUCGCAUACGGUGGUUGAAAAGUUAUCUUAAUUGCUCGGUGUAUGAAGUGUAACACCCAAACUGUUUUCUCGAGCAAAGAAAAAGACGAUUUUCCUGUUGAAUAUCUAUUGCAGUUUUGAAAGUUAAUUAUAACAAAUACUGAUUUUUUGUUUUUCUUAUCUCUCUCUGGAACUAUGUUGGAACAGUAAAGUACUACAAGUAAGUGUAUCUAUUUCACAAACAACAUCUUCCAUGCCUAACUAUGUCAUGUCUUGUAAAAUUCAACUUGCACUGAUUUCAAUAUUCUAUUUGUUACUUGAACUGAUGAUAUAAAACCUUACCUGUCUUCCAUUUUCUAGUUUUGUUUUCUUUUUUGAACGAGGAUGUUUUAAGAUGCAAUUCAAAUGAUUAAGGAAGAACAUAAAUCAUCGCUGCCGGCGUGAACCCGCGAGGUUUAAAUCUUGUGCUACAGAAAUUGUCAACGUCGUUCCCAGUUCCCUUUCUUCAUACCCUCAGGGAUCGAGGUCAAGAAAUUAUCAGAAUGUUCUACCUCAUAACACAGUAACGUUAAGAAGUGUAACUGUCUAGAAUAGUAAGUGAUGAUGUCAUAAUUCUUACAGAGAUGGGGAAUUUGCUUACAAGUACACAAAGAAAAGGAAAGCAGAGGACAUGCUAGCCUUCAUGAAAGAGUACGGUAUUAUUUUCAUCUUGUCGCCAAAAAUUAUAUUAAAAUGAUUUGUGCUUUGCAUGUCAUUGGCCAACCUACUUUUUCAUAAAUUAUCAAAGUGUUGUAUUAAGGAGAUCAUGAACCUUGGAUACAUACGAAUGUGAAAUUUUUACUGACUAAUUUUGCUUGGAGAAUAAUUAUAUCUGUUCAAAAAUUGUUUUAAAUUUGCUUAUCUCUUUCUCAGUCCCCAGAAACCUGCACCUCCUCCUCCACCACCUGAUUGGAGUAAGGAGUCUGGUAAAGUGCAUUUCCUGACUAACGAGACUUGGGAUUCAUUCAUGGCCGAACAUCCUUCUGUGCUGGUCAUGUUUUUUGCUCCUUGUAUGUACAAACAAUUAAUUUCUUAUCAUUUCAAUUAUUAUUUAACCUUUUUUUCUGUUGAUACAGCGGUAGAUUAUUAAAGUUUUAACCCAACGUGAACGGCUAGUCGUUUUGAAAUAUCACAUGUACGAGUCACGUAUAAUUCUCUUAUCACGUGCCAUUCACGUGUCAAUCUAAGGUAAUGGAACGACUCUGUUAAUUGGUUUACUGAAAAUUAUGUUAGGUUCAAUGGAGGUUCAUUGGUUCGAGAGGAAUCACAUGACUCACCAAUUGUAUCAGAUUUUUACACCCGAAGGUUAGAGGUUCGAUGCUUGGUGGACAACAAGGAUUUUUCUUCAUCUCAUUCUCGUGACGGAACAAAUGACAUUUUUUUUCUUAAUUUAAUCGUAAUGUGGUCAGUUCGUUUUUCAUGAUACAGCAAAAGAAAGGGGAACUAAAUGAGAUGCUGUUGAUACGUUAGUCUCUAUGUAGCAAUUAUUUACCGUUGUGGAGGACAACCACCAUUUUACCCACACUGAGGUUAAUAAUUGUAUUAGUAAAUACCACACAAAAAACAAAAAAAAAGGUUUAUUUCUUUCAAUAUACCGAAUCAUGGUCAGAAAUUAAACUCUCGACGCGCGAUUUUGUCCCAUAGGCUGCUCGGAGGUGAAUAAAACUUGCUAUUCACUUCCGAACCAGCCAAUCAGCGCGCGCGAUAAGCAUUACUCACCUGUGUGGUAUAUACUAACAACAUUUAUUUAUUUGUUCAUUUAUUUACUUUUUUUAAUCCAUUUUUUGAUGUGUGUUUUUAGGGUGUGGUUACUGUAAAGCUAUGAAGCCAAACUUCUUUAAAGCCGCUGAGAUCCUUAGUGAACAACAUGUAAGUCUCUCUAAACUUGUUCUGGGAAUGUUUCACAAAAAUUCUUUGUUCUUUGCAGGUGUAUCAUCUUGCCUCGCCUUAAUGUUUUCACCUCCGUUUUGCUUUUCGUGAGUUAUCGAUUAUUAUCUUAUCGAUUUGGUUUCCGCUGAAGUAUAUAUGCACAGUAUACUGAUGUAAUAUCUAAUUUUAUUUAGCCGUCUGAAGCGUUAGCAGCUGUUGACUGCACGAAAUUCAAACCUAUUUGCAAGCGGACCGGUCUCAAGGGAUAUCCCACAGGUAAAACUCGUCUCUUCUUUCGGUACGUCUAGUUUGACCAUGAUUCACGUUAAAAUACUGCUAAAAACGAACGGUAUGGUAUAAUUUUUUGACGAAAGCUGUCAUGCUUUGACAAAACUCCGACGACUUUUAAAUCGGACAAAUCGUCGAAGUGGGCGUUUUGCAUGUCAUGGCUUUUAAACCUCUAUGAGCAGAACAGCGAAUCGAUUCAAUGACUUUAAGUGGACUUCUUAGUUGCUUUUCCAUUGUAUAAACUCUUUAGCUGUAAAUAUAAUUUUUGACCGAAGACGAGGGGGGACGCGCUUGUUCGACUUGCAACGUUUAAUGGGCCAUAGCUCUUAUUUGGUGUAAUGUUUUUUCUCUUUUCUUCAAUGUCAUUGACUGACCUGCAAAAGUGAAAUACUACAAGUAAGUAAUAAUGAUUUGUUAUCUUCACCUUUCUACUUCUUCAUUUCAAACGGUUUGUUAAUGUUCCUAAAUAUGUUGUCAGCUUCUCGACAUGUUUAUUUUUCCACAUCCUAGUUUUGAUGGAAAUUGUAAAUGCUAAGGCCAGAAGCGUGUGACAAUAACUGGCAAAAAAAAAAGGCCUCGCGUCUUUUGCACAUAUUAAACGCAAAUGGAAUCUUUAUCUUAACAAAAAAUCCGGAAAAAUCAUCGAGGCGAUAGUGAUGUUCUGUUAUGUAAGAACUGAUUUUGCAAUCAUAGCUUCUUCAAUCAUUCGCCAUGUUAAAACGUUGUAGAAAAAAAACACAUUUUCAGAAGGUGGAUGACUGAUAAGGCUGGAAUAGAGAAAUUUAUAUCGAAGUACUGCCAUUUUUCAUAUUCUUGUCGGAAACAAUUUGUUGCGCUGAACACAUACAACUUUAUGUUUUCUCGUCACAAAAGAGAUUUGAAAGUUUUAUUAAUUUAGGUGCCAGUAGCUUAUUUUCAUGGCUUCUUGUCAAGCAAUUAAGAGUCGCAUUAAAUAGUAUCCUCUUUUUGGUAAAUUUCUUUUUUUUUUUUUUUUUUUUUCUUAUUUAAAGUCUGUACGUGGAUACUUAGAGAGAAAUUGAUGCUUGUAUCUUGUCGUAGUAAACAAAACUAAAGAAUUGUUAGCUAUAAGUUCGUUCAAGAGAUUAUAUUUUCUUGGUCUGUUUAUAGUACCUGACUUUCUUUCAUUGUUUAUCAUAGAAAUGGCGAAAUGGAAAAAGAUUAUGAUGGUGAUAGGUCGGCUGAAGAUAUAAUUAACUUUAUGAAGAGGUAACUUCAAUCAUUCGUUACGCGACCAUUGUCGCGCAUGUGCAAGAAACGGAGUGUGCGCGUACGCUCCUAGCGAUGCCGCCAUUGCUUUCUUGGGGACUCUCUGUUAUAUGUGGCAUGACAGGUUAUUAACUUUGAAUAGUAAUUUCUUAUGAUUGUUCAAGCUUUCCAUCAAAGCAUAGCUUUGUCAUCAUAUCAACGCAAGACACUGAAUUUGAGUACCACAAGAGUUCUUUGAGAAACUUCUUGUUCAUGAUUUAACAGCAAAUUAACGCGUUUUGUGUUAGUAGGAGAAACUGGAAUAUGUCCAGUUUCCCCUCUGGCGCAUCAUCUAAUCCUUCUGUUCUCUUCAGCAUGAGUGGUGUGGACACUGUACCUGAAGAAACGAAAGGAACUGAGACAGAAAAAGAAGAAUCAGAUGGAUUGAAGAUCUUAACCUCUGCAAACUUUGAAUCCUUCUUGUCCGAGACAGAACACGUGUUGGUUAUGUUCUUUGCCCCAUGUAAGUGCCACGAAAAGUAAACUACUACCUCACAAUCUUUAUCAACUCUUGGUUUUAGUCGCAGAAAUUCUCUUCAAUUUUGCAGAUGUUCAGGAUCAAUUUCUGUUGACCUAACAGUCCAUUGUGAAUCUUUUUACUCCUUUAGGGUGUGGUCAUUGUCAGAAUGCGAAACCCAAAUUCCUGAAAGCUUCUGAAGCAUUUGCCGAGGAAGCUAAUAAAGCUUUCACUGCAGUUGACUGCACUCAGGAUAGCGGUACGUUUAACUAAAGUAUUUCUUGUCUCUGAAAGAGUGAGGUUCAAAAUGAAAAAAUAAUCAUUAAGCUCUUAAUUCCUCCAUUCGCAUUCCUUCUUAAUCACUGCACACCAAUCAAAAGACAUGAAUGCUUAUGAACGCGUUACAAGGGCGAUUAGAAUCAUGGGAAGAACAUAGGCUGCCUUUGGAAAAGCCUAUUCCAAGCGUUCAUUCAGUAAAACGCAGCGAAUUAGUAGAGGGCACGAUAGCAAAGAAGUGAACAAGCGAGGGAGGUCUGGGUCGGGUAUUAUACGAUCCAGACCUCCUUCGUUUUUUCACUCCUUUGCCACUAUCGUGUCGUUUACUAUCUUUGGAUCCACGGAGAUUAAAUUAGGUUUGCAGCCUAAAAAGAAAAGACUGGUAACGAGUUACUGGAAAUUGUCACAACUAACUUUUGACAUUUUCCUUAACAGAUUUGUGUGAUAAACAAGGCGUGAACGGGUAUCCGACCAUCAAGUAUUACAGAUAUGGUGCUUUUGUUGUUGAAUACGACGGCGACAGAACUGAAGAAGACUUUUUGUCCUUUAUGAAGUCACCCCCCAACCCCCUCCCCCCUGAUCAACCAGACAGCAACCAAGAUGAAAAGCGAGACGAACUUUAACUUCGAGUUUUGUAUUUCAAAUUUAGCUUUAAAUUAUCCUUUCAAAUUCGGCCAUUGCCAAAUGAUUCCGAUGUUUUUACGAAUAAUUCUGUAGAGUUUAGCAGAUGCACCCGACGUUAAAAACGUCUCAUCAGGAAAAUUUACGACCACGUCUGCAGCAUACACCAAUUUACCUCUGUUUUCGUUCACUUUUCUACCAAUACUAAAAACGAUCAACAGGAAAGUGAUAAUAAAUAAAUUAUCUCUGUCUUUCGGCCUCGAACGCAAGUAUUUCCUCUUUAGUUUGGUUGCAAAACAGACGUUUAAUGCUCACUUUUUCCAUUCUUUGUACGCUUAGACGUGGUUGUAAGUUUUUAUCAUCAGACUUAUUGCUUUCCAUCACUCUCGCUUCGUAGGUUUACUGUGAAUUUUUUUUUUUUUUUUCAUAAAAAAUUUUCAAAUCAGGAAGUGCACUUUUCAAGUCAAAAUGGCCGUCAAUUCAUCUCACGACAGUCAAUUAAAGAUUUUUUUUCCAGAAAAAGGAAUCAUUCAUUCAGCUUGCUUAUUUCCGAAAAACAUUUUUGAUUUAUUUAUAAAUGAAAUUGCUCUUCUAUAGCCUGUUAUGUUAUGAUGUAAAUUUGACAUUCUGUCAAACUAAUGUGCUUAAGCAGUCAAAUUUCCGAGAAGAUUCUCGACGAAGCGGUAGCUUAAAUCAACUAUAGAUCAUUGCAAAGAGAUAGGUAAUCAUUAUUGAAAUAACCCAGAAAAAGACCUACUAAUGAGUCACGGAUUGUUAGGCAACACUCCAUAAACUCUAUGUGACAUUACAAACAAAUGCGCGAGGUCAAACAUAGGAGAGUGUUCAAAAAU